CACUUCCGGCAACUCUGGCAACUCCGACUCAGCAUGGCUGCUUUAAGGGAUCUUCUCUUGGCAGGUGUCCGGAGGCUGCACUGCGGCGCGGCCGCUUGGGCGGGCAGCCAGUGGCGACUCCAGCAGGGACUGUCUGCCAACCCCUCCGGCUACGGGCCCCUUACAGAACUCCCAGACUGGUCCUAUGCGGAUGGCCGCCCUGCUCCCCCAAUGAAAGGCCAGCUUCGAAGAAAAGCUGAAAGGGAGAAGUUUGCAAGGCGAGUUGUACUGCUGUCACAGGAAAUGGACACUGGAUUACAGGCAUGGCAGCUCAAGCAGCAGAAGCUGCAAGAAGAAAGGAAGCAGAAAAAUGUUCUUAAACCCAAAGGGGCUUCACUGAAGAGGCCAAGUCAAUAAAAAGCAACUCCUGCCUCCCUUCCUCA
Messenger RNA from Saimiri boliviensis boliviensis (Bolivian squirrel monkey), 422 nucleotides. RefSeq names its product mitochondrial ribosomal protein L52 (gene MRPL52). Gene Ontology annotation, biological process: mitochondrial translation. NCBI's taxonomy places the organism in Eukaryota, Metazoa, Chordata, Mammalia, Primates, Cebidae. The record is from RefSeq and is a predicted model, not a curated record. Gene Ontology annotation, cellular component: mitochondrial large ribosomal subunit. Gene Ontology annotation, molecular function: structural constituent of ribosome.